Trypanosoma conorhini is the source of this 555-nucleotide messenger RNA. RefSeq lists its product as uncharacterized. Bases 1 to 555 code for a protein of 184 amino acids. The record is from RefSeq and is a predicted model, not a curated record. Lineage: Eukaryota; Euglenozoa; Kinetoplastea; Trypanosomatida; Trypanosomatidae. The transcript has a single exon.
AUGAGGCUUUUUCCUUUGGAAGAGAUGUCUGCUGUAGGGACGUCGCGGAGCGGUAGAAGUGCAUUGAAGUCCCCUUUGACGGCUGAAUGGCCGGCGGCUGCGGAGUUGGUGAAUAGCCGACAGCGGAGCGCCAGGACAUCCCCAACUGAGCGCUGGUCUAAGCUAACCGUGCAGCCGCCGCCGGGUAACACCACUGAAGCAGCUUGCUCGCUGGGCCCCAGGCGAGAUGAACCGCGCCUCGCAAAACAGGUGGGUAUCCGCCCGCCCGCCAACGUUCAAGCGAGGGGCGGUAAAAAUGGCGUGGAGUUGUUAGCUCGCUGCCUGGGACGCUACCAAGAAAUUGCCCUGAAGUGCAAGGAGAGUUCUGUUCAGUUAGCGAAGAUAGAGGCGGAACGGCGAUGGCAACUCGAGGAAAUGGCAAGGUUUUCAGAAGAAAUAAAGGCCAAAGUGGAUCAACUCCACGUGUUGGAGGGGCAAAUAUCAGGCGCACUUGCAGAAGAAUCGAGGGAAAAUGGGCGUCUCAGAGAAAUUGCUGCACGGCGAGGAUACAUAUGA